ACCUCGCUCGGGCUAAAUCCGUCACAAGCCUCGGAGUAGCUCUCGAGACAUGGGAUGGGAGGAGCGGAGUCGAAGACGAGGGCGAGGGCCUACAGACACCAACUAGCAGAACGACCAGGGCCGCCCGGAAAGCCACUUCUGGUACCCAGUGACAAGAGAUCCCCAGAGCCCGAUGUCGUCACUAUACGUUGGGAGCCACCGCUCUACGACGGAGGCGCUCCCAUCACUGGUUACCUGGUGGAGCACCGGCGUACCGGGUCACCUCACUGGGUACGCUCGGCACCCCAGCUGGUGGCAGCCCCAGAGCUGACCCUUGCUGGCCUGGAGCCCGGGUGGCGCUACCAGUUCAGGGUCUCCGCCCAGAACGCCGCCGGACUCUCAGACCCCGGGGAACUCUCCGACCUCCUGACAGUCACUCUUCAGCGCACCGCUGCCUCCGCACCAUUCUUCGUCAAGGAACUUGCUGAUACUGUGGCUCUGGAAAACGAGAAAGCAGAACUGAGCGUCCAAGUGCGGGGGACUCCAACACCGACCGUGGCUUGGUUCAAGGACGGAGUUGAAAUCUUCAGCAGUCGCAGCUAUCGCGUGGUCACCGACAACGAGGUCAGCACUCUGGUCAUCUACCAGGCGUCGCUUAGUGAUGAAGGAGAAGUCAAGUGCUCGGCCACCAACCGUGUCGGGUACGCUGUCACUCGGGCCAAACUCAUCCUAGAGGCCCCACCAAGUAUUCGACUGCCCCGCCAGUAUGAAGAAGGGUUAUUGUUCGAGAAAGAUGAGGUCAUUAGAUUGAAGGUGUCAGUGGCUGGACGCCCAGUUCCGGAGGUCUCCUGGUAUCUGAACGGUGAGCCGGUCCCGGGUGGAGGUCGCUACGAGGCCGGACACUCAGAGAGGUACGCGACGCUCCGGGUGGGCGAGGCCCGGCGGGAGGACCGAGGAGAGUAUCAGGUCCGCGCUAUCAACCGUCUGGGAGAGGAUCUAGCAUCGUUUCUGGUCACCGUUGCCGACCGACCGAUGCCUCCGGGAAGAGCAAAGGUAGUGAUGACCCUCGGUCGUUCCGUUACUCUCUCAUGGUCAGCCCCUGAAGACGACGGUGGCUGCAAGAUAGGAAACUAUAUCGUGGAGUACUUCAGGGUGGGAUGGAACAUGUGGCUCAAAGCUGCUACAUGUCGCCAGCUGACGACAACUUUGGGAGACCUGAUAGAAGGCUCGGAGUACAAGUUCAGGGUAAAAGCUGAGAACCCCUACGGUGUCAGUGACGCAAGCACAGAGAGCGACGUUGUCUUCAUCCCUGACCCUAAGAGAGGACUUUUGGAGCCACCAGAACACACAGAAGAAGAGGCUAUGGACAUCUGGAAGGAAGACAAGAAAAGACCUGUCUCUCCCACCCAGACAUUGGACGAGCAAUAUGGUGAGAGGAAGACGAAAAAGAAACGGGGACCCAUGAAUCCACCUCAAGCACCCCAGCCAUCAAUGAGGGAUCUGAUAGUGCCUUCAGACAAGCACUCAAUGUUAAGUGAGGACAGCAUGUCACCUCCAGCCACCCCUGAGAUCCCACCACCAGUCGUACCUCCCAAGAGACGCGGGAAGGAUAGAAUAGAAAGAGACUUGCAGGAGGAGAAGGAAACAGCAAGGAGGGUCGAGGAGAAACGGAGGGUUGAAGAGUUUAAGAAAACAGAGGAGAAAAGACAAGUGGAAGAGGCAAGGAUUGAGGAAAAGAAGAACGAAGAGAAACGUAAGGAAGAGGCAAAGAAAAAACGAUUUGUUGAACCCCAGUCCCCACGCUUGGAAAGAGACCGCUUCCACGGUAGCUCGGAGCUCAUGCUGGUCCUACUUCCCCAUAGCCGAGCUCCUACAGAAGAGAGAGAGACAACACAGUCAAAGAAAGAACUGUUUGAGAGCAGCCUGGCACUAGAAGGGAACGAUAUCGCCCCACCAAUGUCGCUCUCGGCACCAGAGUUGGGCAGUGGGGAACCUCCUGAGAUACCGAGGGUGAGAGCAGCGUUCAGCUCCACUGAGCUGUUGCAUGAGCGGGCUAUGGCAAGGUUUUACCAGGAUAUGGAACAAGAGGAGGUAGAGACCAAACGACGAGGGAGCGUCCAGCGCCGCAGGAGCUUUGGAUCCAGACCACGGGAUACUCUAGAGAAAACAGCUUCACUUCAAGAAAUAUUAUCUUCGCUUAGAUCUUUGAACGAAGAAGUAGAAAAGAAAAGGGAGCUACUAUUAAACGAUUCAACCAGUAAAAAACCGUUAGCGAUUGCAGGUAUUGCAAAAUCAGAGCGUAUAUCAUUCACGGGAGAUAGCAUGGACAGUGUACUCUCAACAGAAGAACGCAAGAAAACACUUUUACAACAAACAUCUGAGGAAGAUAUGGAGUACGAAGAUUCCUCGUUUGAAGAAGAUGAAGAAUAUGAGGAAGAAGAGUCUGUUAUGGAACCAGGUGAGGAGGAGUUAGAUGAAGAACUUGAAGAAGAGGAGGAAGAGGAAGAUGAGGGAGAGUUCACGGUUUAUAGUAAAAGAGGUUCAAUAUACACAUCUGAAUCAGAAGAUGAAAGAUAUUCCUUAUUGGAAGAUGACACCUAUCACCCUACGAACGUAAAUACAAAAUACAAUGAGGAUUCUCUUAUAUCUGCGUAUGAGGGCAGGGGCCCUUUGAUUUUACCUCAACGAACAGGGCCGUUAUCACUUCCUAACCCAUCUCAAUCAAUACCUUCAUCUUCUGUUCUAGACUCAGGCAAUGAGGUCAAACUAAAACCAAUACUAAAGAAGCCUUCUAUUGAGAUAAAUAACGUCCCUGAGAUAAUGGAUGUCGGAGAGAUUAAUAGAAGCAUGGAAGCCAAAGAUGAACCCCAACUCAGGUCUCCUGUAUCACCUGAAAUACGUUUCGAGCCAAACUUUAGUCCUGUAAUGCCCAAGCCUAUUUUGAAGGUAAGGGAUCAUUCUCAAGAGAAGUUUUCACCAUUAGUACAACGUAAAGGAGCCCCAGUGGCAGAGGUUGAACCUGAAUUGAAUUUGGUAUCAAGCAGGGGCAACCUAGACGAUGGCUCGGAUUAUGAAUCGAGUACUAAAAAGAAACAGGUCAGAAUAGAAGAACCUGAUGAAAUGUCAACAAGAGCAUUAGAUAAAAAAGGCAAUGGAAUUUUAGAAACAAAUACGCAAACGCCUGAAACAAUAGUUGAACAACAUAUAAAACCCCCUGAUAAGCCCGUAACACCUACUGUGAAGACCAUAAAAUCUACUGAAAAGCCGCAAGAAGAAAUGCGUAAGAGAGGAGCCUCAUUAGAUGACGAGGUUGAAGCUGCAAAAGUGCUAAUAAAUCACUAUAGUGAUAUCGUAGCUGAAUAUGGACGUGGCAGAAGACCAAAUAAACCACGAUAUCUUGAUUUUGAAGCACUUAGAGCAGCUGCAGAAGAAGAAGAAAAGAGGUCUCCUGCAUUACCAGACAUCAUAGUUAAUGAACCUACAGAAGCUGCAUCUACGAGCUAUGUCCAAGAAGACAUUUUAACAAAGGAACCAGAAAUCCUGGAUAUUGAACCAACUAGGGAGGAAGCGAAGUCGGUUGUUGAAGCACCAAAGGCAAUAGAACAGAAACCACCAAAGAAAAUCUAUGAACAGCCCGAAACUGAAGUUUUUGAACCGAUGUAUGAACCAUCGAAACAUAUUGAACAAACUGAACCGAGCGUUACCAGGAAACGUGAUAGGUCAGUAGACAGUCAAGCUAGGUCAAUAGCUAAGAGGGAUAGAUCAGUUGACAGCCAGGCUAGAUCUAUAGAUACAAGAGAUAGGGGUUUUGACAGCCAGGCUGGGUCAAAUGAUAAAAGGGGGAGACCGAUUGAAAUACAGGCUAGGUCGCUUGAUAAAAGAGAUAGGUCAGUUGAAACCCAGGCUAGGUCAAUAGAUAAAAGAGAUAUGUCAGUUGAUAUCAAGUUUAAGUCAAAAGAUAAAAGAGAUAGGUCAGUUGACAGCCAAGCCAGGUCAACAGAUAAAAGAGAUGGAUCUAUUGACAGGAGGGACACGCAGUCUGACAAAAGAGAUAAAUCCAUAGAUAAGCGAGAUAGGUCAGUUGAUAGGCGAGAUAUGCCAGCAGACGGAAGAGAUAGGACGAUAGGUAGGAGGGAUAGGUCAAAAGACAGAAGGGAUAGGUCAGUAGACACACGUGAUAGAUCUGUAGAUGGCAGGGAAAGAUCGUUAGAGAGAUCAAAGUACAUAUCACAGGCAUCGACAUCCGUCAAAAGACGAUCACCCUCUCCUUGGAAAAUGAAAAAAGAAACGAAAAGAGAUAUUUUUCCGGAAGACAAGACUGAUAUUGCCCGAACGCCAUCCCCUUCACUUCGCAAAUAUACAACGCCUGAACAGACAGUUCAUUCGUUUUUCGAUUUUCUCAUGGACUUGUCUCUAUUCCUUCUAGCUUGUUGGUUGUACUUGUUUAAGGACGAACGCCUUUCGAUUCCUGUUCUCGGCUUGAUGGUGUACAGACAGGCCAAUGAAGCGUUUCAAAGAAAAAUGGCUGCUUUGAAGGAGAAAUCAAAACGUUUAAUGUUUUGGAGACGAAAACAAUAAAACAAUGUUAGACUGUGAAACGAGAACGCCAUUCAGAACCGGGAUAUAUAUCGUAUUAAUAAUAUACUAUGACAUUAUAUUCACUUCUUGAUUGUAAAACAAUUUUUUACUCUAAAGAAGUAUGGAUGUAUAAAAUGAAUUUAACGUCUCUUAUCGACCCAAUGAAUAUCAAUUUUAGGACACAAUAUGCAGUACAAGUCUGUAAGCGAUUUUUGAACUCUGGGUUAUCAAUAAUAUAUAACCUUUGACUAUUAAUACAACAAGUAUCCAAUAGUCAAUGAUAUAACCCAAAUUAAAAUAUGACUACUAAUGGUUAUUUUACUCUGUAUGUUUGCAAUAAUUUUGAAUUUGCAAUAUUUAAACCAGAAUGUGAUUUUAAUAUUCUAUAAAUUUCCUUUCCAGCGCCAGCUUUAUGAUAUUGAUGUCAUCCCUACCACGUAUGUUUCGUGUUAGUUUGUACACCUUAAUUUUUCUUACUCGAUAUCAAACCACUUCAUUGUUUAAUUUAAAUUACUGUUUUAUGUAAUAAAUUAUUUUUUACUAAAGUUUAUACUAUUGCUGGAUCACGUAUCAAAAAAUUAGUUAAUGAAAAGGGUGAAUUUCUGCUCAAACACUGUUAUAUAUAAUUAUUAAUGUGUUUCAGUGAUAUUAUAGGUAAGUUAAAUGUUAAUAUAACGUAUCUCUUUGUAUUAUAAUGUGACAUAUUCUUCAGUUUGUCUAUUUUGUGUUUUCUACGUUUUAUUCUAAAUAAAUAUAUAAACUAUA
This is a messenger RNA of Macrosteles quadrilineatus (aster leafhopper), 5322 nucleotides long. RefSeq names its product titin homolog. The record is from RefSeq and is a predicted model, not a curated record. Gene Ontology annotation, molecular function: protein binding. The transcript has 10 exons. NCBI's taxonomy places the organism in Eukaryota, Metazoa, Arthropoda, Insecta, Hemiptera, Cicadellidae. Bases 55 to 4557 code for a protein of 1500 amino acids.